Messenger RNA from Myxocyprinus asiaticus (Chinese sucker), 3793 nucleotides. RefSeq names its product gastrula zinc finger protein XlCGF49.1-like. The transcript has 2 exons. The coding region runs from base 191 to 964 and encodes 257 amino acids. The record is from RefSeq and is a predicted model, not a curated record. NCBI's taxonomy places the organism in Eukaryota, Metazoa, Chordata, Actinopteri, Cypriniformes, Catostomidae.
GAAGACGAAGACGAUGAUGAUGAUGAUGAUGAAGAAGAAGAUUCUCCGCGCUGAAGGAGAGUAAAUGUGUGUCUUUCAUCUGUUUUAUUUCUUCAGUGAUUUCACAAGUUUGAUUUCCAGUGUUUAUUUUCGGCGGGAGAAUUGUAAAACUCCAGGAAACAAGUGAAAUCUGUGUGACACUGUUGUAAAGAUGUUUAUUAAAGAGGAGAGUGAAGAUAUGGCUUAUCCAGAAGCAUGCAGAAUUAAAACCGAACACACUGACGAACAAACAGACUUGAUGGAAAUGAAAGAGGAAAAUCAAGAACCAAUAGAAGUGAAAGAAGAAAGUGAAGAACUGAAUGAAGUGGAAGAGGAACAGCAGUAUCAGAAUCAUCAUUUCAUAACUAAAAAAAGAUAUUUUAGUUGCUCACAGACUAAGAAGAAUUCCUCAAAAAACAAAACUCAAGCCCAAAAUUCCUUCACCUGCCCUCAGUGUGGAAAUAGUUUCAAUCAUAAAGGAAGUCUUAGAAGACACAUUAGAAUUCACACCGGAGAGAAACCUUUCACAUGUCCUCAGUGUGGAAAGAGUUUCAGACAGAAACAAAGUCUUCAGACACACAUGUUAAUUCACACUGGAGAGAAACCUUUCAAAUGCCAUCAGUGUGGAAAGCGUAUAACACGGAAAGAGAGUCUUAAGAUACACAUAAGAAUUCACAAUGGAGAGAAGCCUUUCACGUGCUCUCAGUGUGGAAAGAGUUUCGUACGGAAAGGAGAUCUUAACAUGCACAUGAAAACUCACACUGGAGAGAAGCCUUACAUAUGCCAUCAGUGUGGAAAGAGUUUCAUACGGAAAGGAGAUCUUAACAUGCACAUGAAAAUUCACACUGGAGAGAAGCCUUUCACAUGCCUUCAGUGUGGAAAGGGUUUCUGUCGCUCAGAUGCCCUGAAAAAACAUGAGAGAGUGCAUACUGGAGAGAAGCCAUAACAACAGACUUAAUUUGGGAAAAGUCAAAGAAAAGGGCAUUGCCCAGUUGUUGUUGUGAGCAAAACUGAAAGACAAGACAAAAAGAAAAAAAGAACAUGAAAUAAUAUAUACAGUAUAACUCUUAAGACCACUAUUCAUACAACUUUUCUUUCUUCCAAAAUAAGAAUUAAGUAAAUAAAAUAAAAUUGAAACUAUAACAAAGGCAAAACCAUUUGUGUUACAAAUAUAAUUAUAUAUAUAUAUAUAUAUAUAUAUAUAUAUAUAUAUAUAUAUAUACACCUUAAUCUCAGUUAAUCUUCAAAAAACCUCACCAGUUUUGCCCAUUUUUUUAAAAAACAUUUCUUUUUUACCAGUUUGAACUCUUCUCACUCUUUCUCUAAUUUGUAAUAGUGCUUUAAAUAUAUUUUAAAUACAGGUAGAAAUAAACCUUUACCAUCAACCAUUUUGAAAAUAUAUACUUUUAUCAUACAAAAUAAUACUAGAGGUAAAUAAAUCUUUUUGUGUACAAUCACCCCAAAGUAUUAUGUAUAGAUGCAAUGGAAAAUGUAUUUAAAAUGCAGCAAGCCAUUUCGCUAUAUUGAACCACAAAGAAGCAUCACUAGGACAAUACCAAAAAUAAAUGCAUAAUAUUUUCUUCCUCUUCUGAACAAAAUCUACAGGAGAAGUCUAAUUCAGUGUUUCAUUUACAUAACAUCUUUUUUGUUGGCAUUAUUUUAUAAAAUAAUUUAAAUUGGAAAGCCUGCAUUUGUACACUUGAUGAUGUUUGGUAAAGCAUCCAAAAACAUAACUUCACGGAAUAGAUAUAUCAAAAAGGUCUUCCCAAUAAUCCCUAAAGCGUUGUGGAGACAAACAUAAUUUUUUAUGUUGUAAGGCAAACUUAUAUGUCUUUAUUAAUUUUCAAAUUCCUCAGCCAUUUAUAGUUUUUCAUAUUUGGACGGCAAGUAAUGAUAAAUUCCUUAGAUAUUUUUUACUUCUUUUUUCCAGUUUACAGGUAUGGCAGAUAGUAAUUGUCUAUAACAAAAACUUGAACAUUUCCAUAUUUCUUUAUAAAUUCAUCAUAAUUACUGAAAAACAAACCUAUUCAACAAGAUCAUUUAUAAAGUAAAUAUGAUUCUAAAUAAAUAUCUCCCAAAAUAAACAUUGUCCUCCAAUUACUAUAUUCUGAUUACACCAUAAAAGCUGCUGAAGUAUCUCUACGGUUGAAUCAGGCCAUUAUGGCAUCUUUAAAGAAAGGAGGAAGAUUAUGAAAGGGAGAUGGUAUUGUUUCUACAGACAUUCUAUCCCAUUGAGAAAAAAAAAAAGAGGAAAUCAUUUACAUGAUAGAUAUUGCCAAAUUCAUACAAGAAAGAAUUUAAGAUGUGAACCAAUUUUGAUUUAUAUUUUGAUUCAGUUUUGAUAUGUCAGUUAGAGUUAGGGUGCUUGAGUCCGGUCUAAAGUCCAACUUUUAAUGGACUUGGAGUCAUCACAGACUUUCUGAAUUUUUACUUGAGCUUGAGUCAGACUCGAGUCCAGCCGAGUCCAUGGCAUUUGUGACACACUGAUAAUAAAAGAAAAAGUACAAAAUAAAAUAAUAAAAACAAUAAAUAAAUGAAAGUGUUUCUGUCUGCAUGGAGCUGUAGCACCCCUUUAUGUCAUAGCCAGAAUUUGUUCCACCGUGUUAAACAUGCACAGGCGGUAAAAGAGCACAGGCUACUGCUUUCCCCUUUGGUGGAAGUGUUUGUGCUCACACAAUCAAGCACUUCAUUAAGACAAGUCACUCCAUCUUGAAGGUCCAUAAUCACUUAAUGAAUAAACUGUUUCACUUUUCAAAUAGUGUGUUAAUUGUUAGUUUUAAAGCUGGAAGCAGCUCUUAACUGAUUAAAUAAACAGUUUAUUAUUGAUUUACUGUAUUUUCAAGGCAUUGACGAGCUGCUUAAAAUUCCAGCAUACUUCCAGUAUUCACAAAAUGCAACCAUCUACAAUAAAAUAUUAGGAUAUUAUGGACAGCAAAAUGUUUUGUUUAGAAUUUAAUCCUAUACAGUUUAUUAUUCGAUGGCAGAAUUUGUGAAUCUAAAUUUUAUGUAACAAGUUGAAUUUAGUUGGUUAUGAUGUUUUUUUUUUGUUGUUUUUUUUUUUUUUUUAAACCACUGGGUACCUUAUUUACUUCAUGCUUUUUAUAUCUUUGACACGUUUUGAAGGACAACUUUGUUAAUUGUAUGAAUCUGUAUUACUAUGUGCUGUGUUGAAUGUCAACAGAACGCAAUAAGAAGUGGAGAUGUAACUAUAUAAAAAAAAAUCUAGUUCUUUGAGUUUUGUCUUUAUACACUUCUAGCACAGGCCUAUGCGUUUGUUCUGAAACCACUUUGAAGUUUGUUCAGCAGGAUACGAAUUACGAGAUAUUUAUAUGAAAUGCAACAGAGGGAUGUUUUUGUUACAUGUAUAUUGACAGAUUGUUUUUCUUAGUUGUGAAAAAAUAAGCUUAAAGUAUUGAUGUAGUGGCUCAGUGUGUGUUGCAUUUACUGUUACAGUUUGAAUUCAGAUUCAUUCAGACUUUACUUGAAUUUGACUCUGCCUGUCACAUACUCUUUAAAGCAAACUGAAAGUAAUGGUAUGAAAUUCAUAAAUUCAAAGAGCAAUUACACAUUCUAUUUAGCAACAAAAAAUGUAAAUAUAAUGUAUAUAUACAGUGUCUACAAAAGUCUACACACCUGGUAAAAUAGCAGGUUUUUGUUAAAAUGUACGAGAUGAAACAAGAUAAAUCAUGUUACAUCAUUUUCCACCUUUGAUUCAACUAAAGAACAAAGUGGAAACUUAAGAGAAAAAAUAAAAGACAAUAACCUGGUUACAUAA